AUGUCGGCGGAAGGAGGCGCGUGGGGGUGGUAUGGCGCCGGUAGACGACGCGCAUCAUCCGACAUCGCAGGCAGAACAGAGCGCGCAAACCUGGCCUGCACGCCUCGUCGAGCGUGGUGGAAACUGGGGCUAGCGGGGUACACCAGCGAAACCGAUCUGCCUCGGCGUGGUUUGCUCUCCCCCGUUACCCGGCAGCAUGCAGCGCACCGCCUCCGAGAAGGGGACGGCUUGGGGGCGCAGGAAGCAUUCCGCUGCCACAGUGGCGAGGACGAUACCCGCGGGUGCAAGUUUGGGUCUCUGGAGGCGGUUGUGUUAGGCGACAAGGUGCCGAAGCUUAGAGCGCGCACAGGGCGAGCAGGCGGCGAUGCCGCAGGCGAUUCCACCGAUCUCUGUGCGGGUGAGAGCCAGGGCCCGCUGUUCAUGGGGCGCGUUGCCUCCGCCCCUCUGCUUGAUCGCUCCUGCGGAGCGCAUGGUUUGAGGGAGGAAACCCCAGGCUCGACGCCUCCAGGGUCUGUAGCAGUGUCGUGCACAGGACUACCACAAUUGCGUGAGACGGCGAGCAGAGGGGGGAUUCAGGCGCGUGGCGCGUGCUCCUGUCCUCACUGCUGCGAACAUGUUUCACACGCCAUUCCGCCAACCGCUUCUCCGCCAGGCUCUACACUAGGCGAGGGGGCAGGACGUCGCCAGAGGGCCUUUUCGUUGAAGAAGUACCACGAGGAGCCGCGGGGGAGCUGGCGGCUUCCGGUCUCACCGCGAAGCAUUACGGGAAGGCGCGAAGAGCGCAAAAAUAGGGUACCCUUGAAAAGAUAUUUUCGUCCUCAGUGUCCCCAUGGGAGAGCAAUGGAACGAGCGGGCCAGCUAGAUACGACCAGCACGCGCGCAGCCGUCUUUGCUGACCGCUCAGCUCUGCGACGAUUGGCGCUGAGAAGAGGAAUGAAAGGCACGUCGAUAUGGACACGCGCACUGGAGCUCCUGAACAGUACGAGAAGCACUAACAUUGCUCCAGGAGCUGCCGACAUUGACGUGUACUCCUUUGUCUUCCAUCUCGCAUCGGUUCUUGGAGCGCAGCCGCUGCUUCCAGACCAAUCCUUUCAGCGCAUCUUGGACUGCCCAAGCUUCAGUGUAGCCGCUUACACUUUUCGACCGCACACUGUUGAGUUUUCCGAACGGGCGCGGCAGUCAGUGUUGCCUGGUCACUAUCUCGGCCUAGGGCUUGUCUCACCGCUCCAGCGCUCCUUGCAUCCUCGAACUUGGUUAUGGCGCGCGAGCGCCAGUAUCGCUGAACUUCGCAGUACUACGAGCCGGGUCCGCUCCUGGGCAGAUCCCAGCCGGCGGCGCUCCGAUGAGGCGACGGCUGGCGAACGCGCUUCCCAUUCGCAUGCAAGGCGUCUAGCAUGGCAGGCGGGGCCGCCGUCUUCACCUCUCCUAGGCAUUCCCAGCUCGUGUGGAAUGCGCGGCUUUCACCAGGCCGGUCAGGCGGAACACGCCCGCAAGCUGCAACAAUGCCGGAUCAAAGGCGACGAGUCAUCAACUGGCGGAGGAGCUCCGGCACAGCCCCCUUUAGUGUCGCAGCACUCCCCGCUUCGCCGUUUCGCCUCUAUGUCCAGCGUCGUCUCAAGGCUGGGAAGCGCCGCCCAAAAACUACAGACAUCCGCGCGAGACACAUUGGUCAAUACGCAUACAUGUCGCGACACGAGUGCUUACGUGUGUCGGCGGUCCACGCGCAGGGACGCCGAUCACGGCUGGGACAUCGGAAGCAAUGUGUCGAGGGGGCCAGAGGGGACAGGAGCCCGUGAGGCAGAUGCACCAGGUGCUCUGCACCCUUCAGUGGCCUGCCAGAGCUGUAGCACUGGUGGAGGGGCAGCGCCGUGCCAUAGCGAAUCCUGUGACGCGUUGUUGCGGACGACGGGGAAAUCCUCGUCACGGCAGCGGGCGUUGUUUCCCGAAGGAAGCGGAGAGGCGUGGCCGCGUGCCAGACCUUUUACAGGGGAGGAUCAAACUGUGGAAAUCGGAGGCGGGAGUAUGUGGGUUGACAAGCGAUCCCCGCGAGCUGACCCUUAUCCAGAAUCCUCACGGUUACGCCAAAGGCCUUCUUCGCCAAUAAAUGGCAAGCCUCACGCCGUGGCAAAUGGCUCAUCGCUUCUCGCUGCAACAGCUGCCGCGCGGGGACCCUUAAAACGCACCAUAGCUCUAGCGGUGACGGUGUACGGCAAGACGCGCGAUUUUCUCUCAGAGGAAGAUCCGCUUUUCUUUGAGAUUGGCAUAGAGCCCCCUCUCCGAAUCGGAAACCGUUUGCUCGACUCGGUUAACAUCUGGCUGACUCAGCCAACAUCCUCACCAGAAGCCCCAGCCGCUGGCACACACCAGCACAGCGGCCGUCUGUACCAGACGUUCGCCUCGUUGUCCCACUUCGGCUCUCACCAGCCCCAGAGAACUGAUGCAAUUCGAGUGCCGCAUGAUAGCCGCUUGAUUCGCAGGGACGGCUCACGGUCGCCAACAGAAUCAUGGCGCCGGUCAUCGACAGAGGCCUUCUGCUUUCCAGCGGCGAGCGGCCUAUUCGCUAUCUCCCACCCGCGCACGCAUAAUUCGCUCUCGUCACUAGAUCUGUCGUCAUUUCCAAGGGCACUAAGCGCGAGCUUGGAGUGUCUGCCUGAACGCCUGUACAGCUCGUGUGACUACACGCACCCGCCAAGUCCUGCCUCGCUGCGUGGAAUGCAAGCGCUUAGCAUUUCGCCUGCGUCGGCGGCGGCGGCACCUGCAGGACGCGUGUCGAUGCUCCUGCGGCCUGGAGAAGAUGCGGCAGUCGAGGAGGCGUGCACGGCCUUGACCGUCGAAUUCUCUAUUGCUAGUGCAAAUCAUCCGUAUCGCCAUAUCUAUGAGUCGAAAGGGUUCUCCUUGGGCCAGGCAUUCAGCGAUGAAUCGGCGGUCCUCGGCACGAAGCUCGUCCUGCAUCGCUCGAACAUUGUUGACUCACACGACCGGCCUGUAGCCUCAGGUCAUCCUCUUCACCGUGUAUUGGCCGGAAUGGCUCCACCAUACAUCACAAUAUCCGCCGAGACAGCCAGCGGGUCGGUCAGUGGUGACGCCACAUGCCCAACAGAGUCGCUGGAGCAGAUUACGGGGGUAUCGACUGCGCACUCGGGGUCGCGUUCUAAGCCGCAUUUUACAUGUCCGUUCUCCAGGAACGCAACAGAUGCAAAGCGCCGUGCAGCAACUGCGGAAGUGUGGCCGCUCCUCGAAGACACGGCCGCGUCACGGUCGCUUGGUGCAAGCGACGCCGGCAGUCUCGUGGAUCCGUGCCCGCAAGAUAUACGCGAGGAGGGACGAAAGGCGAGCAUGCGUUGGAGAUUGGUGGCUUACACUGGAGCGCCCGCAGAGACCGACAAGAGAGAGACAGGGCGGGCUUUCUGUCUUUCUUGGCGGUCGGCCUCGUCAGCGCGCCACGGAGCGACCGGGUGUCCGCCUUCGCCGACUAACGCGGUACAGCCGUCUGCUUCAGCUCUUGCUUCCUGCCUCAGUGGCCGUGGGCUUCGAAGCAUCCAGUCCCUCCCCGUUGGUAGGGUUUCGACAGCCUGUUGCGCCCCCCGCAUGUUCAGUGUGGCUCAGUAUACGCUCCCGGAGUGCAGAGAAGACUGGGUUGUACCAGGCGACCGCCAGCCAUCGCUGCCGUUCGGGGCGUCCGCUGAAGAGGAUUCGCCAAUAUCGGUGGACGCCGAGCCGCCGAGCAUGCCCCUGAGAGCGGCUCUGCAACUGGCGUGGGGAAACACAUCUGAGGAGGCGGGCCUGAGGACGUUUGUCUGGCAGACGUCGGCCCGAACUGUGAAGCUCUUUGCACCGUUCUGGGUAGUGAAUAGGCAUCCACAGCCCCUUCUUGUGGUUCAGCCCAGUGUUGGCGUUCCCCAGAGACUCGAUAGCACAGACUGGCGGGUGAUCAGCUGUGAGAGCUCAGGCGCGACGUGUUCCCUUCGCCUCGGCGUGGCUGAGCCUCUCCACCUGAGCGCAUUCGUGGGGACGCCGGCGGAGCGCAGCAGGCCUUCGGAUGGCGAGAAAGACGCAGCCAGCACCGAGACACCUCAGCGGAGGCAACACGAGAGAGCAGCCGAUCACGCCGCGAAUGACGGAGGAACUGGACGCGGCCAGAUCUCGUCGGGGCACGCGGCGAAGAGCGACGAGCGGUUUACUACGUUUCCUGAACGGCAAACGUGGGGCGCCAGCGACCGCAGAAAUGGAACAACAGAGGUAGAUUCUUGUCCUACGGAGAGGAAGGAGGGAGCGGAAGAAGAGAAGGAAGAAGCCGAGGGCGAUGCCCAGAGUAGCGAAUCCGCUCGGCUGUUCAAGCGCGGACCUGAAGAGAGACAGCAGAACCACAGCGACGAGACGCAGGCACGCGCAGUGGAAGGCGGCUCGACUCUUCCUGAACGAUCCUCUGCCGUCGCCGUCGGUGCCUUGUCUGCGCCCUUUCGGGUGGACACUGCGGGGCGCGUAACACAAGUUGUCGUGCCGAAGGGGGACGCAAGGCGGAGCAUCUUUUGGGGCUGGCUCAGCCACAGUUCUCGCGCGACCUCGCCUACCGACACAGCUUCAGUGCACAGCCGCCCGCACUGGCUAGGAGUGACAGUCUCCAGGGCCCCUCCACCUUUUGUCCGCACAAACAUCAUAAACGUAUUCAGCCGAUUCACGCUUGUCAACAACCUAUCAUUCGACCUGUGGAUUGCCGAAGGAGGGUCGGCGCGUCCGACUGGCGCGUGCCACGCCAGCACAGACUGCGAGGCAGAAGCUCCGGGUCGUGAGGGGCGCCCAGGGAACGAAUGUCAGGGAGGGUGCUCCAGAGGCGCCGUCGCCAAGGGUGAAGGAAUUAUUCAGUUGGCAUCUGGUCACCAGGUGGCAUUUCAUCCCAGCCAAGGGACUCGAAGUGGAGGCCCGUCCAUAAUCUUCUCUCUUUUAUCACCCAUCCUGGCGGCCGUAACGGCUAUCCCUCUGCAGCAAGUCCAGACGGAACUCAGCGAACAGAAGGCAGACGGCUCUAAAUGUGACAGACAGGUGGAAGGAGGCACAGGGGCGCACGGUGGAAGAGGAGAGGUACGCACGGUACUGCGAAAGGCGCGUGGAGAACAUGCCGUUCUGCAGGACAGUUCGACAAAAGACGGUGGAGGCGGAGACCUGCGGGCGAUGUGGGGUUCUAUCGAGGAGCGAACGGGCGACGACGGCGCUCCCAGAGUGCCGAUGGUGCCAGAUAACAAUCCGCUGGCCACGGCGACAUCUGUCACGAGUUCCUCAGCGCGAAAGGCAGGCCUGCCACAGUUCUCGUCCUCGCUUUGGGAUGAAGGCGAAGUCAUGUCGUCAAACGAGUCCGCAGGCUCCUCGCCUAAUACCGAGUGCACGUCGCCUGCCCGCGUGUGCCGAACUGGGUGUCAGGCUGCCAACGGCCGACCUCGUUCUCCACCGACGGGCACUCUAGCUUCGUCUUCUCGCUCUCGAGCGCAGAACGGAGCUUCUGCACAACGAAGAUCCAGCGAACCGCCCAGCGCCUCCUGUCGAACCCACGCGUGGUCGUCUGAGAUCCUCAUCAACCGCGUGUGCCGCUUUCAAAUUCGUCUACGUUGCUCCCCUCAGGGAGGCGCGAGUCGAAAAGAUGAAUCGGAUGGCGGUCAGAGGGGACACGCUACCGCCCAGGGCCAGCCAAUCCCAAGAACAAAAAAACCAAAGGAUGACAAAGCACCGGCGUAUCCUGGCCAGCCUGGUCCGUCCACUGCAUUGUCUAUACGGGGAGGAGCCCAAAACUGCUGGCGCCCCGUUCACACAGAGGAUGCAGGGAUCGGCAACGAGAGUGCCCACGCAGUGGAGGAAAACACGGGGAACGACACACCGAUAAUGCCGAUGAAUGGUCUUCGUUUGCCUUCCAUGUUCGGCAAAGACCCUUACCCGGCGCCGCUAUCGGGGCGCGGUGCACGACGCGCGGAAUCAGGCCGGCAGACCGGUGAAGUGCAGACGCUGCACGGAGUGGCAGAGCGACCGUCCGCCACAGAUUCUCCGGUCCAUUCCGGAUGGUCAAGACGCGCGUUCAGCAUUGUGGAGGUUUCCAUCCGAGCUGUGGAGGACGCAGCUCUGUUUGUGUGCUUCUCCAAGCCGAAGAGGGCCGAGUUCCUUCUCGUCAAUCAGAGCCGGCGUGUGGUGCAGUUCUGCCAGGCAGGGGCAGGCAUCAAACGCCAAGCCCAAAAAGACUUUCUCCUGCCCGGGGAAAAAUGCGACUUCGCGUGGCAGGAGCCCCAGCGCACUCGUCGUUUGAUGCGUUUUAACGUCGUCGAGAGAGGCCACGUUUAUAGCCGCACGUGUGAGAUCGAGAAGGUGAAGCAGCACCGGUCCCUUCAGCUCCCCAAACGGUCUCGGCGACGCUCUGUGUCCAGCCUCAAUGGUGACGCAGCCCCCUCCAACGGAGGCCUCGGGAACGACCGCACGCCGCCACCGGCACGUACUGGCGACAAGCUUUUCUUCGUCACCGAUGUACAUCAAGGCCGCCGAAUCGUGAUCAUCUCGGAUGUCUGCCCCCGAGCGCCAUCGCACGUCAAAAGCCCUUCGUGGGCGGGAAGCGCCCAUCGUGCGGCCUACCGUAGACGGUCGCCACAUCAGCCAAAUCCCCGCUCUGUGGCGGACACUGUGGCAAACCUCCCACCUGGGAAUCUGACGCAAGACGCAGAACGAAUCUGCGGUGAGGAUUGCACUUACAGCAGAGUUGAUGACGGAACCUGCGACAGGCGCGACUACAGAAGAGGCGACAGUUCUUCGUCUGGUCUGGAAACGAAUCAGCGCGGCUUCCCCAAUGAAAUCACCUUGCUGAAGCGUCUGUCUCUUAUAUCGCGGCAUCUCACCCGUAGGAGCAGUUUCCACAAGCAGAAUGCACGGGGUGUCCAUCGUGUGUGUGACUCGUACUCGGGGCGCGAACAGCAUACAGGCGCAAGCGAUACAGGCGGACCGUGGAGCGAUGACACGGGCGUGGCAGAUAUGCCUUACAGAGCACGCCUCGCGAUGGAAUUGGAUCGACCACGAACUGAAUGCAAAAGCUGGAGUGAUUGUGACGACGCCGGCAGGCGGCGUUACACGCCUGUGAGGCGACGAAGCACUCCAGAGGUGCCUCUCAGCCAGAGCCUCAUCAUCGAGCACACCUGCCCUCCACAACAGAAGUCAUGCGGUGGCUCGAAGGUGGCAGGUCUCGGGAGUCUGAAGGUACUCGUGGGAAUGCGCAGUGCUAAAAAGCCAGUCACAGGAGUUGCCUCAAGACGUCAUGAGAAGACAAGGGAAGAUGACAUUCUUUCCGCUCCAGGCGAACUGCGAGAGGGGGUUGCCUCGGCGACGGGACUCCAGUCAGGCCUACCGUUUCCUCAGGCCGUCGCACCAUUUGAAGCGACACGCGCCCUUGUAGAGACACACACCCUUCCACACGGCCUAGCAGACAGCUUAUCAGGAAGGGGCACACUGAGGUCACUUUCCAGGAUACCGCGGAUGGCCGCAACUUGGGACAGAUCGAAGAAGAACUCUUUUGCGUCGUUUGUAGGGAGGUCAAGGGGGAGUGGGGAAUCCGUCGACUCGGAUUUGUCUCACCGCGCGCCAUCUUCGUCACUCCGCCAACACCUGGGUGCCGAAGAAGCGGUGCGUGCGACCUGCGGCAUUUGCAGCGCAGACUCGUCGCAGUUCUGCCCGGCGUUCGCAACCUGUUCUCUCGGUUCCCAGCUUGCUGCUGCAGGAGAGAGCCGCGGAGGGGGAGGCGCGAGGCCAGCGCAAGGAAGCCAGUUGGCCUUGCGGCGUCCAAGCGACAUGCGGGCGAGCUGGCUCGGCCGGAUGCGGAAAGGAAGCAGGAAGGGAGCCGCCCAGAUGCAAGAGAUGUCACGCGAGGACUUCAGCUUGCAAACGAUUGGUGCAGCACCCCAGAUGGGUGGACGUGUCCCCCGGAGCCCCCGGCUCUACUGUGUCCCUCCCCUCUUUUUGGAAGCCGGCGAAAGAGGACUGUCACCUACCAGACCAUGCUUUAUGGAGCCAAUGGAUCGGCGAGACAGCUCCUGCAGCAGCCGGAGUGGCAGCCUAGACAGAUUCCUGUGUCACGUGCUUCCGCGGGCGAGCGACAGUGAAUCCGAGUACGCUUUCUGCGGGUCGGACGAACCAACGAAGCGUUUCCGUCGACGGCAGGGCUACAUGCGUGAGCGGUCAACGGGCGUGAACGCGAGUGCACAUGGGCGAGACAACACUGGAACUCUGAGACACCUCUCGGAGCCUGGGGCAGACGGAGUAGGUGAGGUGGGGAUGACCGCGAGGUCACAAGGACUCACGGAAACAGAGACUACCAUCAGCGAGCAAGACGCGGUCGAGGACAGCGGCAGCGAUGAUGCGGCCGAUCCUUGCCACGUCCGCUCAUCUGACGUAUCCCACGGCAACAGCGACGGCAGUCUUGCUAGCUUGGACCUUCAAGAAACGGAUGACAGUGACCUCUCCGACACUUCGUCGAGCAACAACGACAGUGACGACGAAUUCGAUAAACACGACAUCUGUGAAGAGUGCACAAGCUUCGCCUUCCCCGAAACGAUACCGACGCCGCGUUCCCGGGAUGCGUGGCGACAGUCGCCCACGACAACGGGCGGUGUCAGUGGCAAUCGCGCGUUCACCCGUUGGCCUGCGCUUCGCAGCGCGUCUGGCCCUGUAUUAACUUCGCCGGGCUCGCGGCGCGCGAUGUCCCUGAGCGCCCGUCUGUGUCGCACUUCUGCGUCAUCCGUGUCCCACACCCUGGGGCCACUGAAAGAGCGAGGAACUCACAGCCUUCGCUCGCUGCGAUCGGCGGCCUCCUCCACGUGCUCUGGGCUCGUGUCGCGGCUCUCCGUCGGCGAGAGUAGCGGCGCCCUCAAAGUGCGCCCCAGCAUCUGGCCUGGGCUCUUGGGGACACGUGAGCUCGCAUCUCAAGGCGGGGGGCGCGGGAGCGACGACGCACCUGCGACGACGGCUAGGCAGCCUAAAGACAAAACACAGAGGAAGCGCCACAGACGUUUCCAGAGUUGGGGUGAGAGAAGAGAGGAUUUGAAAAGCUGCCUAAGCCUAGGGGACAAAACAGGGAGCCCGGGAGGCCUCCCGACAGCCCUGAGGGCAAGAGAGGAAGACGGGGGCAACGAAGGCAACAAAAUGGACAAAUGCAGCGCGAACGAAUUGCGUUCACUGUCUGAAGCCGCCAAUGACGAAGACAGGGCAUACAGGGACACGGCGUUACCUUCUGGUCUGCGGGCCUUUAUUCUUCGGCCGCCGGGAAGCCUAGUCUUACGAGGGGGGCAGCGCCGAACCGAAGAGCGACUAGGCUCGCACGAGGCACACGCCAGGGCUGCUCCACGCGAGAGGACGCGCCACGUAGAAGCCGACUGGGAAACAGCUUGGGAGGCCGCGCAGAGCCAACACCUGUCUCGGCACGCGGCUCCAACAGGGCAACGGGGCUGUGGGCUGCCAGAGCGUUUCACUGCCUGUUUCGUGCGCUGUCGGACCUCCUUUCCGAGACUUGGCAGCCAGUCGCGUCCUCUUGGGAGGCCUAAUUUGUGGGCGUCUGCGUUGUCCACAUUGGAGCGAGUCACUGAGGCGGAAGCGCAUGCAUCGUCGCCGUCGAAAAGUGGAUUGAACGCAGUCGCGUACGGUUGCCGCAAACGGCUGUCGUCAGAAACGACCGCUCGGCGCCAAGUGAAUUCCCAGCCGACGCGGAAGCGAUCACUAUGUUGUUUAGCGGAAGCGAGAGAAAAUGCCUUCGGGUUUGGAUUGGGGAGGGGAGUGGAACGCUGCCACUCUUCCCCAGAGUCGUUCAAUCGUCUGUCAGGGCUUCCUGAAAAAGAAUGUUCGUUUCCCUUUCUAUGGCACAAAGUUUGCCUUGCCCCAGGUGAAGGCGACAUGCGUGAAGAAUGGCUUGUCUGUCCGCGUGAGCAAAAACGUGAGCACCAGCGCGUGUCUGCUCACGUAGGAGGUGGCCUAAUAAGCCCCUCCGCAGAACAAGGGCGCUAUCAGGAUCGCUGCGGUUUUGGCAGAUCUAUCAACUAUGAACCGGAUGCUGACGCAGAUUUGGGAAGCAUAGUCAACGACCAUGAGAGGGCAGAGCGACACCCUCGCGCUUCUGCCUCAUUCUUUCCUGCCCUCGCCAAUGUUACAUUCAAUUUAGAAGUGCAAGCUCAAGGCUGUGGAGUGUCCCUCGUAGAUGAUACGCCUCGCGAGCUUCUCUACAUCGGGGCCUCGGGGAUACGAGUCGCUGCGCGUUGUGCAGGCAUCCCUAAGCCGUGCGAUCUCUCUGAAUCCUCCACAAGGCAACACGGGAGCACGCCAGCCUCCUUCGCCGCGGCAAGCCGUGAGGAAGUUGCAUUUGACGCAGGCGCAACGAGGCAUGCGUCUGGACGGGCAGACUUCCUCUUUUCGGUGCAGAAACUGCAGGUGGAUAAUGGAACCCGCGGCGCCCGCCACGAGACGGUUCUAAGGCCGUGCACGGAGGACGAACUCCUGCAGCAUCAAGCCACAGGAGAAAACAAGAAGUCGAAGACCGCAGCAACACUGGGGGAGGGAAUCCUCACUGGUGCGCAGGUUGAGAAUAUCAUUACAAGCUCGAUUCAGCCAUAUAUUCGCUGGGGAAACGCGACCAGAGAGAGACAUGGGGCUAGCAUCCAAUUCAGCAGACGCGAUCACAUGCGCACAAGCGGCAGUCCGUGGGACAAGCAUGCGGAGCGGCGCAGUCGACACGCGCUCGCUCAGCCUAACGAGGGCGGCGCCGAGGCGAGCCUGGAAGGGCAUGACGGUGGUUUCCUGCGAGUGCAGUUCGGGGGGCGAUCCGGGAAAGAAGCGACCGUGCUCCAUUAUUUUGACUGCGCUCUGGCGCCAGUAUCCAUCCACGUGGAGGUCGACACAACGUUCGAACUCAUACGGUAUCUUCUGCGCUUCGUCCAGCUGCGCAACAUGUACCUUCGAGCUCUCCAAGCAACGAGUAUCCGCGAGGUUCGUGAAGCAUCAAGUCUGGAUCCGUACACAGAAGGUUUCCGAAAGCUUCGCUCUCUGCCCCGCGUCCCGCCCAUUAGGAUCGCAUAUAAAAAGCCUCUCUACGUGCGCACAUUUUGCAUCCGGCCCAUUCAGAUUCUUCUGUCGACCCGGGCUCCGCGAGAGCACAAGCGGCACUUAGGAAUGACAGGGAGAGACAUUGUCGCUCUGAAGCGUUUCCAGGUCGUUGGCGGAGGCAUGACGGAUGUCACAAACUUUCCGAUGAAGUUCCGCCUGGUCCUUCAUCAGGCACUCUUCAACACGACCGACCAGCUGGGCGAAGCACUGCUGCGGCUCUACGCCCAGCAAGGCUUACGACAGGUACAUAAGUUGGUCGCGUCCAUCGACAUUAUCGGUAACCCACUUGGCCUUGUUACCAAUCUCUCGGCCGGAGCCAGGGCGCUUGUCAGGGAGCCGUGGAUCAAAGGACCGGAUAACGCAGAUGAAGUCGCCGAUACACCACGAGCUGCUCUCUGGCGAGGCAUAAGAUAUUUCCUAGCAGCCGUAGGAAGUGGCCUAUGUGGCUCCGUGAGCAAGCUUGUUUCAGGCCUCUUUCGGCUCUUCGAGAUGCUCCGCCUCGUCGACGGCGACAGCCUACGGGGCAUGUGGCCAGCUGCUGUCCGUGUCACUCGAGACGGGAUUGAGAAUCCACGCAAUUUCUUCGACGGAAUGAAGUACGGCUCCCUGGGUGCCUUGCAGCUUCUGUUUGCGUCUUGGAUAGGCGUAGUUGUGUACCCCUUGCGGGGCGCCCGGGAGACUGGGCCCCUAGGGCUCGUGACGGGCCUUGUCCAUGGCAUGACAUCUCUGUUCUUCGGCACCUUCGGCGGCUGCUUGAACCUUAUUCAGAGCGUUGCCCACGGCAUAUACCAGUCGCUCACGCACGCCCAAACCAUCUACCGUAUUCGGCCUGCUCGCUGCUUCCCAGCCGACCACACCAUUCAACAGUACGGCUUCCACGUAUCUCGCGCAAUGAAGAUACUUCGAGAUAGUUUUCCUGCAGCUGCAGCUGGUAGCCUGCAACCCAUCGAAGCGGCCCUUCCGCUGCCGAGAAUGCUGCCCCCUCGCGGAUCCGGCGUCUGUCUUAGCUCGGUUCCAAGAACCCUGGCGGCUCUACCCGUCAGGCCUGAAGUGACCACUGGGUCUACUAACGCAUACCCGAUAGCGGCGGAGGCUGAUCCACUAAGCCGCGCCCGCGGCAGGGACGCGGGCGAGGCGUGCGAGGUCUGUGCGGCGAGAGUUAAAUUUGUGGGACAAAGGGAAGUGCUUAGGAACGCCAUAGUUCUGGGCGCUACCGCGUGUUUUUGCAAGCCCGAGGUCCCGCUGCAGCGACACGCAACUUUGGCUGUAGCUCCAGAAAGCGGCCUGAAAGACGGCUGCGGGAUAGGUCAGGAAUCCCGACGACUCGGCUGUGAUAGGCGGUCGGCUGGCGGUGCUCGGCAGCACAACACCAGUUCGAUGAUUCCCGGAGGCCCUACCGCCGAAGGUGACUCGGGAGAGGCUCAGGACUAUGUGGCCGCAACGGCAGAAAUGGUUCUGUUUAUUCGAAACGGCCGCGCUCAGUGGGUAGCUCGCAAAUGUGAUAUCUCCGAUGUCAACGUGUUUUGCAGUUCUUCCGUCCAUUGCGUGCCUGAGCCGGAUGGCGUCACGGGAGCAGGAGGGGCCGACCCUGGGCUGAGUGGGCGGCUAGGCGAAAGCAGCACGAGGGCGACGACUCAUUGUUCUAGUUCUGCAGACUGGGAUGCGUGGCGACCCCGGACAGGAGCCAGGCCUCUUACUGCCGCACCCUCCCCGCUUCUUCAGAUGCAAAGCCGAGCCGAAUCUUCAUCCUCACGUGAGCACCUGCCUUUGCAAGCUCGGCUUCUCUCUCCGGAGAGUGUAGGCCAGCGGGACCCAAGGGCGUGGCUUCGUACAACCGUCGACGACGCUGGGGUAGACCCUCUGGCGCAACAUCACGAGCUGCCGUUUUCCAAGGCCGAUGUAGCGAGCAGGAUAUAUCGACGCCGGCCGAGUCUGGAUAUGAGGCACGUGGCUGAUACGUCUAUGCAAGACGAGAGAUCCGGAGGCCUCCAGGAGCUUCCCGAGACUGAAAAUGAGAGGAAAGUUCUUUGUGAGACUGCCACACCGGGAGGCAGCUUGCCUAUUUCCUCGCCGUCGCCCUCUACGGCUUCGUGCGAGGAGAUUAUUGUUCGUGUUACCGUUGUCAAUCGAGCCGGCCUGCCGAAGGAUGUGCUCACAGACCCUCAUUCGGCGUAUCGAACAUACGUACAAGAAGGUAGUGGCCAAAAAGGGGAGGCUGAACACGUCAUUGGGCAAGGCAGCCGGAGGUGGAUGACUGCGAAAGGUCUUCUCCAACAGGUUCUGGUAGGCAGCGACAAGCUUGCAGAGUCCUACGCCGAAUCUCAGUAUCUUGGAGAAAAGCACCUGUCUUUAAUGAGAAACAGGUACGGGUCAAGUAGGCGGAACAGUGUUACUGUCGAAACUCCCGGCCUUCCCGGAAACUACCUGCGGACUCACGACUUUCUGACCGCCGAACGUGUUUCUGCUCGUUUUUCGACGGCGACCCGAACGCGUACGAGCCUCGAUGGAACACACACCGCAGGUCAAUAUGCUUCGGGCGAGAAGGGCCAGGAAGGGUGCGAAGCUGCUGGGAGCGGCUCUACAAUCAAUCCAGAGCGGGGAGUUGCACGCCGAGAUCGCAACAGGGACCUCAGUGAACGGGGCUCCAGACUAUUGAGCGCCCCGGGAAAUGAAACGUCGGCCGUGCGCCAUGCCCAGAGGACGAAUACAAGCCAGCAUACUACAAUGGAAUUUGAGCGAUUUCUUUUUUCCAGCCCGGCCUCGGGCGGAGACAGGAGCAAUGGAAGAGAUUCCGAGCACCACCUUGACGCAUGUCGGCGAGCCAUGCGACAACCGCCAGGUGUUGAGUCCUCGCCACGUUUUAGCUCAACACACGAUGAAGAUACGCGUUUGUACGCUGUAGUAGUUGACGGAGAGGACGACGAGCAUCACGGUUGCCUUUCUGAGAGGGACAAACAUCUGGAAAACUGUGUCGACGAGAGAAACCUAGAACAAACUCGCCAUGCUAAGGCACCGCAGAUGCCCCCAUGGGCCCGCGGCGACGGUGAUGAGAUGUCGGACAUGGAUGGAGUAGAGCAAGCUGACGUCCUCAGUAGAGGUGGUCAACGGGAGAACGGGAAGAGGAAGACUCAAACCAAAACGGAGAGGAAGAAGCCGCAGAAGUGUCAGGUCUCAGAGAGCGCUACCGCCAUGUUGCACCGCAUGGUUACGCGGUGGCGCAACAAAUCUGCGGAAAUACCACUGACGGUGACGUUCGAAGUGAGGGUGACCGACUGGUGGAGCGCUGCCGAGAUCUUCGCCUUUAUAUCGCCAUUUGCGCAGGCUGCUUUGAAGCAUGGACGGUCGUAUGAAGCUCAUUGA
This is a messenger RNA of Besnoitia besnoiti, 14466 nucleotides long. RefSeq lists its product as uncharacterized. The transcript has 5 exons. Bases 1 to 14466 code for a protein of 4821 amino acids. Gene Ontology annotation, cellular component: extrinsic component of membrane. Gene Ontology annotation, biological process: protein retention in Golgi apparatus; protein targeting to vacuole. NCBI's taxonomy places the organism in Eukaryota, Apicomplexa, Conoidasida, Eucoccidiorida, Sarcocystidae. The record is from RefSeq and is a predicted model, not a curated record.